AUGACCUCUCCUCUGCCCGUCACGUCACCCCAGAGCCAAGGGCCAAGAGGCGCAGGGCUUGGAGGGGCCCUUUUGGCCCAGGCCGGGCUGGGGAGCCCCGCAUUCUUCCACCUGUUCCAAAUGCAAGGAAAGCUGUGCCCCCCGCCCCCGCCCCCGCCCCCCGGCUGCAGCCAUGAUGCCCUCCGCCGGUGCCCGCUGCUCGGGCGGAGCUUCAGAAGGAGAAUCCCGGGCGGCUGCCUCUGCCGAACUGCCAGUCCCAGAAUGCACCGCUCAGGAGAGGAUCGCCAGGGGUCCCUGAAACCUCCCUCCCCAAGAGAGGGUGGCGGGGGCUUGCUGGGCAGCCUCGCGGCAGAGCCAGCGGCCGGGAGGGGACAUGCCAGGUUGCCAACUCCCGAAGCCCCGCCCCGCCGGCCCUCGCGGUGUCCCCUCCGGGAGGAGCGGCGCACUCUGCACAUGCUCGGGGGCGGAGGCGGGGGAGCGGAGGGGCGGUGCUGGGCUCGGCUGCGGCUCCGCCUGGCCCGGGAAAGGAUGCUGCUGCUGCUGCUGCUGCUGCCGGGGCUGGCGCUGGCCCAGGGCGCCGGCGGCGGGGAGGAGGACGACGAGCGGGGGCGGCCCUACGCCGUACUGCGGGCGCAGAACCUGGCUCUGAUGGGGAGCGUCUUUGGCAUCUUGCUGAUCGUCAUGAUCUUGAUGGCCGUGUGUGUCUACAAGCCCCUUCGCCGACGGUAGCCCAAGGAGCAGGCCUCAGCUGGCUCGUGAGCUGGACUGGACUGGAACACCCACACUGACCCCCAUCUUCCUUGACCCUCAUGCCUCACUGGACGCACUUGAAGAACUGGCUGAUGAUAGGAUUGAGGGGGCUGGGGUGGAGCUGCUGGUUUUGAUUUUAGCUGUUUUGCUCCUGGCCGGAUCGCUGCUGUUGUGGUAGCGGCUGUGCUGUAGUUUUGUUGACAUAGAAGGAUCCUCAGGAACUUGUGGGUCAGCAAAGAGGAGCGACAUCCUUAAUGCUGAGUGUUUCAGGUCAGGCGCUGCUAAACUAACAGGCUUUCAAGGAUGCAGAGAAUCCCUUGCCUUCCCUAGCGCUGAGGGUGGAGAUUUUCUGCAUUCAUGAAACCUUUAUCUGGCUGUCUUGGGUCAGGGACUGCUUUGUUGGCUGUAAUCUUGUGAUGCUAGAGGAGUUGUUCCCGGUCCACUGUGCUUCCAGCAGUGUGUGUGUAUUUGUCAGGACUGUUUGUACUUCUGAGCUGUUUGGGCAAAGGCACACCUUCCAGUUCUCUUGAAAGAUGCCCAGACCAUUUUGCCCAGGGCACCCAAGAAGCUUCUGUUCAUAAUGUUGUCAUCCUUGAGAAGUCGUCAGUACACUGAAAAGUCAGUGAAAUCGUCAAAUCAGGAGUUAAUCAAUAGCCGGCCCAUUGGCUCCAGUGGACAGAACAGUGGUGCAACUGUUAAGAACUCCUUCUGAGUUUGUUGUGGGCGACUUUUUCCAGGCUCGUAUUGGCCGUGGUCGCAAUUAGAUCUUUGUUCCUAAUGUUUCACCUGCAUCUUGCCAGCCACAGAUGCAGGCGAAAUGUUAGGAACAAGAUCUACCAGACCAUGGCCACACAGCCUGGAACUUCCAGUAACAACUCGGAUGAGAGUCCAGCCUUGAAAGCCUUCGACAAGGAUUGCUUUGUUAGGUGUGAUGAACUUGGAAAUGUGUCUCCAAGUCUUGGCGAAGGCUUUUGUGGUUGGAAUCAACGGGCUGUUGUGAUUUUUCUAAGCUGCAUGGUCCUGGUUUGGUGGUUUUAGCUCUUAACGUUCCGCCUGCAUUUAUGGUUGCCAUCUUCAGAAGCAUGUCACGGUGAGAUGAGUUCCUCUCCGUGGCACCGUGCGGAGUGACUGCAUGGUGGGAUGCACGCUUACAGGGCAGUGAGGCGUAUUUUCAUGCGUCUGGGUGACAUCUUACCAUGGGUGACAUCUUACAUCGAACCUAUAGUCUCUGAACAUGGCAGCCAUAUAUGCAGGUGAAGCAUUAGGAGCAACAAUUGCCAGCCCCUGGUCACACAGCCCGGAAAACCCUCAACAGCCUGUCCCCAAGUUGUGAAGGGAUCAGUAGAUCUUCAGUGCUGGACCUCUGGAAAAGGCCCUGAAGCGUGAUGUUGAUCCACCGGCUUCCAUCUGCUGGGCCCACCCACCACUGGCCAGGGACAGUUCGGCCUGCUUGCAGGAAAGCUGUCCCUGCCCAGCCUGGCUGGCUCCAUCAGGGUGCAAAGUGAGCUUGGGAAAAGGCUUGUGUGUUCCGGCAACUCCGGUGCGCUGUUUCCUUGUGCUGUGCAGAGAGAGCUUGAAAUGACCCAUGAUUACAGUGGGCACCCCCAAAUACCUGCUGUGGAAUUCAGGGGUGUUUCUUCCCCAGGUUCCCUGAAGCAGUUAGGUGGUCCCAUAUUGAGCUGGCUUCAGUCUGUUUCUGUUCCCUCUUCAGUGGAUUCAGUGGGGCUUCUCCUUCUACUCGUGGAGCUUUCGUUCUUGUGUAGCCAAAAUGUAGGUGCCCUCUCAGAAAGCCAGGAGUGCUUCCAGAUGUAUUACAAGGCUCAAAGCUAUAGAUAAGUGGUGGCGAACCUAGGUGGCGAACCUAUAGCACUCCAGAUGUUCAUGAACUACAAUUACAAGGUGGCGAACCUAUAGCACUCCAGAUGUUCAUGAACUACAAU
This is a messenger RNA of Sphaerodactylus townsendi, 2690 nucleotides long. It is a transcript of the gene LG13H12orf76, whose product is annotated as linkage group 13 C12orf76 homolog. The record is from RefSeq and is a predicted model, not a curated record. Lineage: Eukaryota; Metazoa; Chordata; Lepidosauria; Squamata; Sphaerodactylidae. Bases 1 to 729 code for a protein of 242 amino acids. The transcript is spliced from 2 exons.